ACUCUGCACCGAGUUCGAAUCCCUCCCGUAAUUUAGAUGUUUGUGGCGCUCACAACACUCAAAAUUUCGUCGCUCAUCCUCCGCUUCGCACCCCUAAAGCAGCCGUGCAUCGGCAGCCCUGUUUGCGUGACGAGGAGUCCACGGCCCCUUGCAGCAUUUAGGGUUUGGUCAUAUUUGGAUCAAACCUUUGAAAUUUCCUUAAAAUGAUGACCCUUUCUUCAAUCUCUCGGUUCAUGUCCUCCUCAGUUGGCCUCAAAAGUCACAAAUUCUCAAUCUUGCGGUUCUCUUCUGCCUCAGAUGGGGAGACAGUCUACAAUCGGCUGCAGGAAAAUGGUGGCAACAUUGAGAAAACCCUUUCAUCAAUCAAUGUCCAAUUGGACUCCAAAUGUGUAAGCCAGGUCUUAAAGAGAUGCUAUCCUAGCCAAUCCCAAAUGGGUCUUAGGUUUUUCAUAUGGGCUGGUCUUCACUCCAGUUAUAGGCAUAGCUAUUUUAUGUACAGCAAAGCUUGUGAACUGUGUGAGAUUAAGCUAAACCCAAGUGUGAUUUUUGAUGUUUUGGAAGCUUAUAGAAUUGAAGGGCGCUUUGUUAGUCUUAAGGCAUUUAAGGUUGUCUUUAAUUUAUGUAAAGAAGCUAAGCUUGCCGAUGAAGCUUUGAUGGUAUUAAGGAAAAUACCGGAUUUUGGUUUACGUCCAGAUACUACUGUGUAUAAUGUUGUUAUAAGGUUGUUUUGCGAUAAAGGUGAUAUGAAUAUGGCUGAAAGUUUGGUGAAAGAGAUGGGCUUGGUGGAUCUUUUGCCCGAUUUGAUCACGUACAUGGUAAUGAUUAAUGGGUUUUGUAAGGUGGGUCGGUUAGAUGAUGCUUGUGGGUUGUUUAAGGUUAUGAAGAGACAUGGUUGUUUGCCUAAUGCUGUGGUGUACUCGGCACUUCUUGAUGGGUUUUGUAGGUCUGAUAAAAUGGAGAGAGCUUUGGAGUUAUUGACUGAGAUGGAGAAGGAAGGUGGGGAUUGUAGCCCUAAUGUAGUAACAUAUACGUCUGUGAUUCAAAAGCUUUGUGACAAGGGUCGGUCGAAGGAGGCGUUGGUUAUUUUGGACCGAAUGGAAGCUUGUGGAUGUGCCCCAAGUCGCGUUACGGUGAGUGCUCUAAUUAAGAGUUUUUGUGUGGAGGAUCAAGUUGAAGAGGCUUAUAAACUGAUUGAUAGAGUUGUUGCGGGACGUAGUGUUACAUAUAGUGAUUGCUAUAGCUCUCUUGUUGUGUCUUUGGCAAGAGGUAGAAAACCUGAAGAGGCAGAGAAGGUCUUGAGGAUGAUGCUUGAUAGUGGGGUGAAACCAAAUAGUUUGGUGUGUAGCAUUAUGUUAAAAAAUAUUUGUUUGGAAGGACGGGUGAUAGAUGGAAUUUGUUUGUUUGAUGAACUUGAGAAGAUGGAAUGCUUGUCUUCCAUUGACUCUGAUACUUACUCAAUUCUUUUAGUGGGCCUUUGUGAACAAAGGCAUUUAGUGGAGGCUACAAAGCUGGCAAGGCUAAUGCUAAAGAAAGGAAUUCAGCUGAAAGCUCCUUAUGUUGACAGUAUAGCUGAGAUCCUGAAGAAAUCCGGAGAUGAGGAAUUAGUUAAGCAUGUGAGUAGAAUUGCAUUUUGAAGUUGAACAAAAGACAAUGCUCACCUGUUUUUAUGGCUUUUCCGUGCUUACCUGGAAUUGGGUUCUUCUACUAAGCUCAAAGUCUCGAACCAAGUAGAAAACAAUCAUUGAGUUAAGUUGGUAGGUGUGGAAGAAGGGAAUUCAUGCCCUGGAAAUACAAUUUUGGUAGCAGAAGCACUCUUGGUUCGGAAACAGGUUUAUUGGUGCAGGGGCUCAUGCGCUGUUUUACCCGACUCUGCUUUACAAUGUCAUUGGGAAUAAGCUUUAGGCUGAGUUUCUGUGGUGGGACAAGGUCGAUGAGAAAUGUUGUGAAGGAGAACACUGAAGAUUUACGGAAGGCAACUGAACCAGAAGCUGAGGUUGUACAUGAACCAGCUGUGGGAGAAAAUAAGACAAAUGCUGGUGAGACUGAAAAUGAAGAUAUAACAAAGAUAAGAAAAAAGGAAAAUGUAGAUCCAAGUACGGAAGGUACCUUUUUGAGCACCCAAACAGUGUGAGGGCCAAUUACGUUCUGACUCACAAUGCUGAACUUGAAUCUUGCGUAAGAAGGGAUACUCCCAAGAACCCCUGGACUAAGGAUCAAACCUGCCUGCAUGCAAUUUACAGAUAUAGACACGUUAGCAUACCAGCAUUUGAGAGACAAAGACGGGAAUUCCAAAACACCUGAGAAUGUGAUGAAGGAUUUGGGUGGUGAAAAAAGCCAAACCCAUUUGCCUUUCGAGGACUGGAAAUGUAGAACUUCCGUCUCCACCCACCAGACACAGCACCACCAUCAGUCCAAAUACCGGCAGAGUGAACUCUGGGAGGGAUUUCCACGCGAACAAGGGCCAUAUUAUCCUCCGUUUCGUUUAACCACAAUACUUGUGAAAGACUCUUCAUGAUUUGAAUUCUCUCUCUAUUUCUUAUAUAUUAAAUCGUACAGAUAUGUAAUAUAUAUUCUAGCUCGCUAGAGAUCAGUUUUGUUAGUUUUCAUGACCAGCUUUGAUCAGUUCUCACAAACGGUGGCAUUCUUGUUGUAUUAAACACUCCAAACUCGCUUCAAUCUAUUGUUAAUUGGUA
Messenger RNA from Prunus mume (Japanese apricot), 2693 nucleotides. Its product is annotated as pentatricopeptide repeat-containing protein At5g47360-like. Lineage: Eukaryota; Viridiplantae; Streptophyta; Magnoliopsida; Rosales; Rosaceae. Gene Ontology annotation, molecular function: protein binding. The record is from RefSeq and is a predicted model, not a curated record.